Molecule: messenger RNA, 1163 nt
Organism: Triticum urartu
Lineage: Eukaryota; Viridiplantae; Streptophyta; Magnoliopsida; Poales; Poaceae
Molecular function (GO): protein binding
Source: RefSeq, a predicted model, not a curated record
ACUUGCCAAUCACUCACUCGACCUCAAUGAAUCCCAUGGCCAAAUGCUGCCUACUGCUCCUCCCCAUCUUCUUCUUGGCAUUUCUCUUGCCCGAGGCGCACGCGACUUCGUGCCACCCCGCCGACCUUCGCGCACUGCAGGACUUUGUUAGGAACCUCAGCGGUGGGGGUGUCCUCCUCCAGGCCACAUGGUUUGGCGCCGCAUGCUGCAGCUGGGAAGGCGUGGACUGUGACGCCGCCACUGGCCAUGUCAUGGCACUGCGCCUCCCCAGGCGCGGCCUUGCAGGGCCCUUCCCAGGAACCUCCCUUGCAGGACUUGCACAUCUCGAGGAGCUUGACCUCGGCUUCAACAACUUUCACAACAUCUCAGGGGUGCUCACCGUGUUGUGUGGGUGCCAGAACCUCACCACGCUGAUUCUCACCAAGAAUUUUGGUGGUGAGGAGCUACUGGGCGAUGGUAUUAUUGGCGAGUUCAAGAGCCUCGAGGUGCUGGUCCUUGGUGAUUGUGCUCUCAAGGGCAGGGUUCCGGAAUGGUUGUCUCAAUGCAAGAAAAUGGAGGUGCUUGAUUUGUCUGGCAACCAAUUGGUGGGCGCCAUCCCAUCAUGGAUUGAUGAGCUUCACCACCUUUGCUACUUGGAUCUCUCAAACAAUUCAUUGGUUGGCGAUGCACCUAAGAGUUUGGCACUGCUAAAGGGGCUUGCCCCUAAUGGGCGUUCACCGGGCAUGGUUUUCGCUAACAUGCCGUUGUAUGUGAAGCAUAACAGAAUCACACUCGGACGACGACUUAACGAGCUCCCAAAUGUCAUAACAGGGAUCAACAAUGUUGUGAGAUCUGGGAGCAAGAAUGUUAUAUGUGGGAACGACAACACUGUCAUAUUUGGGGAUGAAAACACCAUAUCCGGGAAUGAAAACACCGUAUCUGGGAACAACCAUGUCGUAUAUGGGAGUAAGCAUGUCGUAUCUGGGAGCAGGCAUGUCAUAACUGGGAGAAACAGUUUUGUAUCCGGGAGUUACAAUAACGUAUCUGGGAUUUACCAUGUCGUAUCUGGGAGUAACAAUGUAGUAUUUGGGAGCAACAAUUCUGUAUCUGGGAGGAACCAUAUUGUAUCUGGGGACAACAAGGGGGGGGGUGUAUGCCUCCUUUUGAACUCCUCGGCUACCUGA